GAAAUUGCUGCUUUCGCCUUGGGAGUUACCAGUUCCGGCCUCCAAGGGGCGGGGAGAAGGGUGAAAAUGCGGCUGUCUGUAUCCGCCGCUAUCUCCCAUGGCCGCGUAUUUCGCCGCCUGGGCCUCGGCCCAGAGUCCCGCAUCCACCUUUUGCGGAACUUGCUCACGGGACUAGUGCGACACGAACGAAUCGAGGCGUCAUGGGCGCGUGUGGACGAGAUGAGGGGCUACGCUGAGAAGCUCAUCGACUAUGGAAAGCUGGGAGACACCAACGAACGAGCUAUGCGCAUGGCUGACUUCUGGCUCACGGAAAAGGACUUGAUUCCAAAGCUGUUUCAAGUACUGGCCCCUCGGUUCCAAGAUCAGAAUGGGGGCUACACAAGAAUGCUGCAGAUCCCAAACAGCAGUCAACAGGAUCGGGCCAAGAUGGCAGUCCAGUUUGGGGACCAGACCCUUGCUGCUCAUCACCACCACCUCCAGUUCCCUCUGUCUACAUGGCCUAUGCCUACCUUGGUCUCCCUAUUUGUGAACACCAUGAAGGCAGAUACUUGA
This is a messenger RNA of Ictidomys tridecemlineatus (thirteen-lined ground squirrel), 552 nucleotides long. It is a transcript of the gene Mrpl17, whose product is annotated as mitochondrial ribosomal protein L17. Gene Ontology annotation, biological process: translation. The record is from RefSeq and is a predicted model, not a curated record. Gene Ontology annotation, molecular function: structural constituent of ribosome. NCBI's taxonomy places the organism in Eukaryota, Metazoa, Chordata, Mammalia, Rodentia, Sciuridae. Gene Ontology annotation, cellular component: mitochondrial large ribosomal subunit; ribosome.